This is a messenger RNA of Grus americana (Whooping crane), 2588 nucleotides long. RefSeq names its product ELMO domain containing 3 (gene ELMOD3). The record is from RefSeq and is a predicted model, not a curated record. The coding region runs from base 277 to 1407 and encodes 376 amino acids. The transcript is spliced from 11 exons. Lineage: Eukaryota; Metazoa; Chordata; Aves; Gruiformes; Gruidae.
UUAGGAAUUUUGUUACAUGUUGCUAUUUCCCCCCCUCUAUAUUGCUUAUUGUAAAUAAUUAAUCCCGUGCAGCUCGUGGGACGUACAGAGCUGGACUUUGUCUUGUUGGAAGGAGUUUGGCAGGGGCGAUGUGCCCCGAGACGACAUCCCCUGCACGGGGAAUCGUGUAGGAUCUGAGCUGGAUUUGGGGGAAUUUUACGGGGUUUUUUGGUGUUACGGUGACAGGGUGUGACCGGCAGCACCUUCUGCAGGAGGAUUUUGGGGCGAGGGCAGGGCAUGAGCGGAGGCGCCGGGGGCUCGGAGCGGCCUGAGGAGCGGCAGCGUUUCCCCCCGCCCGGCAAGUCCCUCCCCAUCUCAGCUUUGAGACAGAACGGACUCCUGCAGGCUCUCGUGUGGGGAGCGGGGCAGCCCGCGGGCCCUGAGAGCAGCGAGGAGCUGCGGCGAGCCCAGGAGGAAUGGGAGGCUGUGGAAGCGAUCCAGUCGGGGCUGGGGGGCACAUCGGUCACUGCCACCCCCCCGAUCUCCUUCAAUGAAGCGCUGCAGUACUUCCAGACAGCUGACCUCUCCGAGUGCAGGGUACGGGCAGGGCCCCGCGCUCUGGCCCCCUCUCGGGGUGUAGUUUUAAAGAAGGUCCGGGCGACGGUGCGCAGGCAAGGCCUGGCUGCUCUGGUUCGCUUCCUCUUCGGCCCUCCCCGGCUCCAGCCGCAGCUGCAGGGAGAGCGGGAGCUGGCCCUGGCCAUGGCGCAGUGUGGUCUGGAUGAUAACGAGAGAGUGCACAUGAGAAUCCUGCAGACCAUUUACAAGAAGCUGACCCGCUCCAGGUUGGGCUGCCCGCGCUAUGGGGCGCACUGGGAAGAGCUCGGCUUUCAAGGUGCGGAUCCCGGGACCGACCUGCGAGGGACGGGGAUGCUGGCCUUGAUGCAGAUGCUGUUCUUCGUCAUGGAUGCUCAGACACUGCCUCUGGCUCAGGAGAUUUUCACCUUAUCCCAGCACGAAACUCAGAAUUUCCCCUUCUGCAUCAUGUCCGUGAACAUCACCCGCAUCGUCCUCCAGGCCCUGAGGGAGGAACGACUCUCCAGGGAGUGCAACCGCAGGCAGCAAGUCAUCGCCGUGCUCAACGACCUGUACGUGGCAGCCUUUCUGCAGCUCUACCGCAUCUGGAAACGGCAGCACAAGACCAUCACUGACUCUGGCUUCCUCCUGAAGGAGCUGGAAUUAUCUGCCAAAAAGAAACCGAAGCAGCUCCUGAAAUCCCUGGAGGCCUAUGUGAACCGAAGCCCUGUGGCAGACGGCUUUCAGCCACCAUCCCCUCCCUCCGCCGACAGCAGCUGGGCCGGCGAGGAAAUCAACUUCAUGGGCAUUUGUGAGCUGCAGGUUGAGCUGGAAGGAGAAUCCCGGCUGAUCUGAAAGGGAGGGAGACGCGCCGCAGGGAGCUCAGCUCUCGGAGGAUGCCUGGCUGUCAUCGCCAGCAGUUCAGGGGCUCGGGAAGGGCGGUGCGGGUCGCGGUGGUGGACGCAGAGCGAGGGGAGGCGGCCAGUGCCCUAAGAAAUGCAGUGAGAAGCGUCUGGGACUGAGCUGAGGGCAGUUGGGAGCCCAGGACACCAUUGAGGGUAGAUUUUUUUUUGCCCUAAAUCCCCAGAAAUGUGGCUCCAUCCUUCCCCCCUCUUGCCCCACAAGCGUCCAGGCUGUGGUGUUGGUGUUGCUCAGCACCACUGGAGCGAGCCGCAGGUUUUGACCCCUCUCCAGGCCAAAAUCUCCCAAAGCGAAGGAGGAAAACGUGGCAGAGCAGGUGGAUUUUUAUGAGCCGCCAACCUCAGGCCGGGAUAGUCCAUCUGUCUGUCCCGAAUCCGGGCUCCCGUCUGCCUUUACCCCCGGCAGGAAAGCUUAGUGACGCUGCGAGCAGAGCCGGGGCACGGUGACAGGGCUCCUGGGUCCAAAUCACAGCCACGGCAGCACCGGGCGGGGGUUAAAACCCCUCGGCUCAGGCUGCGGCACCUUAAUUUUGCGUCGACAGUGGGAUACGAGCAGCAGUGCAGCCCUGUGCUGGGGCAGUGAGGGGGGGAGCUCGUCCCUCAAGGUUUGGGGAGCCCCCAUCAGCUCCCCUGGGCCCUGUCAGCGCCAAAAUAAGUUACUCCAAGGAGGAAAAAAUGCUUAAUGGUGAUUUUAGACUUGGAUUUGCUUCUGGGUUUUUUUUUGCGGCUGGGUGAGAGGAGAGGGAUUCUGUCCUGUGAACGUGUCGAGACUGAGAGCACCGAGGGGGGGCAAGAGCCCUCCGUGCCUCAGUUUCCCCUUUGUGAAAUCCCAGUUACAGCGGGGGCCAAGCCGGGGGCAGGAACGGCAGCUUAGAACUGCUCCACAAGCAUCUUCAGCCCUUGAGAGAGGGGGAAAAAAAAGAAAAAAGCCCCAACCCCCCAGAUCUGGAGACAGAAGGUGUGUUUGAACAGGGGAAGCGAGGAGCUGGCGUGCUGACGGAGCCGUGCGUCGCACAGCGGUGCCGUUAUCCCUCCGAAAAGGCCAUCGCCUUCCCCGCAGGGCUGGAACUGCUUCCCCCGGCUGAAAAAAAAAACCCAAUAAAUGGGAAAACCGGA